AAGAUGGCGGCGUUUUCGGAAAUGGGUGUUAUGCCUGAGAUAGCCCAAGCAGUGGAGGAGAUGGACUGGCUUCUUCCUACGGAUAUCCAAGCAGAAUCGAUCCCCCUGAUCCUAGGAGGUGGCGAUGUACUUAUGGCUGCUGAAACCGGGAGUGGAAAAACUGGUGCUUUUAGCAUUCCAGUUAUCCAGAUUGUUUAUGAAACGCUGAAGGACCAGAUGGAAGGCAAGAAAGGGAAAGCAACUAUUAAAACCGGUGGGGCAGUGCUUAAUAAAUGGCAAAUGAACCCAUAUGAUAGAGGAUCAGCUUUUGCAAUUGGAUCGGACGGUUUGUGCUGCCAAAGCAGAGAGGUAAAAGAAUGGCACGGAUGCAGAGCAACUAGAGGCGUGACUAAAGGGAAAUACUACUAUGAAGUUUCCUGUCAUGACCAGGGCUUGUGCAGAGUUGGUUGGUCAACUAUGCAGGCUUCGCUAGAUUUGGGUACUGAUAAAUUUGGCUUUGGCUUUGGUGGCACUGGUAAGAAAUCUCACAACAAGCAAUUUGACAGCUAUGGUGAGGAAUUCACUAUGCAUGAUACAAUUGGGUGUUAUCUAGACAUAGAUAAAGGACAAAUAAAAUUUUCCAAAAAUGGGAAGGACCUUGGCCUUGCAUUUGAAAUCCCACCACACAUAAGGAACCAAGCACUUUUUGCAGCUUGUGUACUGAAGAAUGCUGAAUUGAAAUUUAAUUUUGGUGAAGAAGAUUUCAAGUUUCCACCAAAAGAUGGCUAUAUUGGCCUCUGCAAGGCUCCUGAUGGCAGUGUUGUAAAAUCACAACACUCAGGAAAUGCACAAGUGGUUCAAACACAGAACCUUCCGAAUGCUCCAAAAGCAUUGAUAGUAGAACCAUCAAGAGAGUUGGCAGAACAAACUUUGAACAAUGUGAAGCAGUUCAAAAAAUACGUUGAUAAUCCCAAAUUAAG
This is a messenger RNA of Phaethon lepturus (White-tailed tropicbird), 959 nucleotides long. Its product is annotated as ATP-dependent RNA helicase DDX1-like. Gene Ontology annotation, molecular function: protein binding; nucleic acid binding; ATP binding. The annotation marks the transcript as partial. The record is from RefSeq and is a predicted model, not a curated record. Lineage: Eukaryota; Metazoa; Chordata; Aves; Phaethontiformes; Phaethontidae. The transcript is spliced from 13 exons.